This is a messenger RNA of Eupeodes corollae, 1417 nucleotides long. RefSeq lists its product as uncharacterized. The record is from RefSeq and is a predicted model, not a curated record. The coding region runs from base 224 to 1162 and encodes 312 amino acids. The transcript has 2 exons. NCBI's taxonomy places the organism in Eukaryota, Metazoa, Arthropoda, Insecta, Diptera, Syrphidae.
UCGACCUAAGAACAUCCUUCUGCGCAUUGAACUUACAUUUUCUAUUAAUAACUUACAUUUUCUAUUAGUAUUUCAAUUGAUUUCGUAAAUUGUAAUUAAUUCUUAAUAAAAUAACAUUAAAUUCUUUAUAAAAUCAGAAGUGGGAUAAUCAGAACCUGUGUUUCGUAAAUUGAAGACUUACGGUUGGUAUUUGAAAAGAAGAACAUAAUUUUUAAAUCAAAAUAUGCUCACAAUGAAUAAAAAAUCGAUCAAAGAACUAAAAGACGAAUUAAUAAAACGAAACUUACCUCAUAAUGGUACAAAGCGACAAUUGCUUCAACGUAUACUCGAGUAUGAUAACGCGCAACCUAAAUCAACAAAUAUUUCGCAGGAAACUGCAUCAACAGAAUGCUCUUCCAACAGUUUCAUAGAUGAUGAUGCGCUUCGUGCCAGAGAAUGGGACAUGAUUCGUCGUGAAAAAGACAUCAUUGCAAAAGAGCGACAAUUUUUGGCUCAGGAUAGAUUACUGCGAGAAAAAUUAAUGUUGUUUUCAAAAUCAAGCGUACCUGCAUCCGAGCAGCGUGUACAUAAAAUCCAGUGCAGCAUUCGAGAAAUUGCAGAUACAAUUCCUUCGUUUUCACCCAGCGACAUAACAUCGAUGUCAGCCGAAGCAUGGGUUACUCGCGUUGAAAAUUUAAGGAAAGUAUACGAAUGGGAAGAAAAACUUCUCCUUAUGGCUGCUGCUUCCAAAUUGAUCGGACCUGCAAAGUUCUGGUGGGAUACAUUGCAAGAGUCGACAAUAUCUUGGGAACAAUUGGCAAGUGGAUUAAAACUUAAUUUCCCAAAUCGAUAUAAUGAGCUAGAGAUUCAUCAAGAACUUAUUAAAAGAGUUCGACGUCCAGAUGAAAAUAUCGAAAGUUAUUGUUUCGAAGUAAAUAUGCUAGGUAAAAGAAUAAACCUCACAGAAAAAUCUAUAACCCAAUAUAUUUUAACUGGAUUAAACGAUCGCGAGAUGAGUGCAAAUCUUGCAGCAAGUAGCUUCAAAGAUAUUCCAGAUCUUGUUGACAAAAUCAAGUUGUGUGAAAACAUAAGGAAAAGUUCCCGGUCAAAACCAAUUUCAAGCCACGUUAUGACACCAAUGUAUUCUAAGCCGGCAAUAAACAGAAGUUUUAAUUCAACUUGACGCAGAUUUCGACGAGGACGACGAAAAUGAUAGGAUGGCCGAGUCUAUAACAUCCCCGCUUCAAGCCAAUUCCAAUUCCAUCCGUUCCCCAAUUGAAUAAGGAAGUGUUCAUAACUGGAAUGGGACAUUACUCACUUCUCAUCUACAGCUCGACCUAAGAACAUCCUUCUGCGCAUUGAACUUACAUUUUCUAUUAAUAACUUACAUUUUCUAUUAGUAUUUCAAUUGAUUUCGUAAAUUGUAAUUAAUUCUUAA